Folsomia candida is the source of this 2783-nucleotide messenger RNA. RefSeq names its product loricrin. Bases 1 to 2613 code for a protein of 870 amino acids. The transcript is spliced from 10 exons. Gene Ontology annotation, cellular component: RNA polymerase II transcription regulator complex. Gene Ontology annotation, biological process: positive regulation of transcription by RNA polymerase II. The record is from RefSeq and is a predicted model, not a curated record. NCBI's taxonomy places the organism in Eukaryota, Metazoa, Arthropoda, Collembola, Entomobryomorpha, Isotomidae. Gene Ontology annotation, molecular function: transcription coactivator activity.
AUGAGCGAAGGAGGUGGUAAAGGUGGACUUGGAAAACUGACUUCGCUAUUCAGUGGAUUCGGGAAGGGAGGAGGAGGAGGAGGCGGAAAGGGGGGAAGUAGCAAGGGUGGAGGAGGUGGGGGCGGUUGGGGCGGUUGGGGCGGCGGCGGCGGUGGUGGCGGAAAAGGCGAUGGUGGACAGGUUGGAUCAUCCGGUUACAUCGUAAUCACUCCAGUGGCAUCAGGGGGAUCCUCCGGUGGUUAUGGUGGCGGUGGUAGUGGUGGAAAAGGAGGACUUUCCGGAGGUGGUGCAAUAGGAGGAUAUUCGUCUGGUGGUUCUUCAUCUCAAUACGGGGCCCCAUCAGGGAAAGCUUCUCAGGGAUAUGGAGCACCCGCAUCCGGUGGGUACUCUGGUGGCGGCGGUGGGUCAUCCGGUGGAUACUCUGGCGGCGGCGGCGGCGGGUCAACCGGUGGGUACUCUGGUGGUGGUGGCGGAUCAUCUGGAGGGUAUUCAGGAGGCGGCGGCGGGUCAUCUGGAGGGUAUUCUGGUGGUGGUGGCGGGUCAACCGGUGGGUAUUCUGGUGGAGGUGGCGGGUCAACCGGUGGGUAUUCUGGUGGAGGUGGCGGGUCAACCGGUGGGUAUUCUGGUGGUGGUGGCGGGUCAACCGGUGGGUACUCUGGUGGUGGCGGCGGGUCAUCCGGAGGUUAUUCAGGAGGCGGCGGGGGGUCAUCUAAAGGAUCCUCCCAGUAUGGCGCACCAUCGGCCCCACCAUCAAAUAAUUAUGGAGCUCCUUCCGACUCGUAUUCAUCAUCGUCUGGAAGUUCGUCCUUUGGAGGACCAAGUGGACCAAGUGGGGGGUACUCUGGCGGAUCACAGCCAAGUGGGGGUUAUUCUGGUGGAUCAAGUGGGGGAUACUCUGGUGGUGGAGGAUCCGGUGGUGGAAGUAAAGGAGGCUAUUCGUCGGGAGGAGGAUCUGGAAAGAGCGGUGGUGCUCAAGGGUAUUCUGCUCCAGCCCCACAAAGCUCAUAUGGAUCACCUCCGGCCCAAGAGUACGGUAGUCCAUCUGGCCCAAGUUCAGGGGGAUAUUCAGCUCCUGCGCCCCAAUCUUCUUACGGAUCGCCAGCCGCGCCACAAUCUUCUUAUGGAUCUCCUGCACCAUCUGCGCCAUCAUCUUCUUAUGGGUCGCCCGCUCCAGCAGCGCCACAAUCUUCUUAUGGAUCGCCAGCGGCGCCACAGUCUUCGUACGGAUCACCAGCUGCGCCACAAUCAUCUUAUGGGUCACCAGCUGCGCCACAAUCAUCUUAUGGGUCACCAGCUGCGCCACAAUCAUCUUAUGGGUCACCAGCUGCGCCACAAUCAUCUUAUGGGUCUCCAGCGCCACAAUCUUCGUACGGAUCGCCAGCCGCGCCACAAUCUUCUUAUGGAUCUCCUGCACCAUCUGCGCCAUCAUCUUCUUAUGGGUCGCCCGCUCCAGCGGCGCCACAAUCUUCUUAUGGAUCUCCCGCACCAGCUGUGCCACAAUCAUCCUAUGGGUCUCCAGCAGCGCCACAAUCUUCUUACGGAUCACCAGCUGCGCCACAAUCGUCUUAUGGAUCGCCCGCUCCAGCUGCGCCACAAUCUUCUUACGGAUCUCCGGCACCAUCUGCGCCACAAUCUUCUUACGGUUCACCAGCUGCUCCUAGUUCUCCUUCUGGUGAACAACCUGGAUACCGAACAUUACCUGAAUCGGGUGGUGGACAAAGUUAUGGUGCCCCUCAGCAAUCUUCAGGCUCAGGCGGCUAUAAUGCACCUUCAGGGCCUUCACAAAGUUAUGGAAGCCCUCAGAAAGGUGGAAAUGAAGGCGGUUAUUCCGGUGGAUCGUCGGGAGGUCAAGGGGGCUAUUCAGGAGGAUCGUCCGGUGGUCAAGGGGGAUACUCAGGAGGCUCGUCAGGAGGUGGUCAAGGUGGAUACUCGGGCGGGUCGUCAGGUGGUCAAGGGGGAUAUUCAGGAGGAUCCUCGGGUGGUCAAGGGGGUUAUUCAGGUGGGCCAUCCGGUGGUGGCCAAGGGGGAUAUUCAGGAGGAUCGUCAGGUGGUAAAGGGUCAUCAGGUGGUGGGCAAGGGGGAUACUCAGGCGGUUCGUCCGGUGGUUAUUCAGGAGGAUCGUCAGGAGGUCAAGGGGGCUAUUCCGGUGGAUCGUCGGGCGGUCAAGGAGGAUACUCGGGCGGUUCGGCAGGAGGUCAAGGUGGAUAUUCAGGAGGGUCAUCAGGUGGUAGCCAAGGAGGGUACUCAGGGGGAUCGUCAGGAGGUCAAGGGGGCUACUCGGGAGGAUCGUCAGGAGGAGGUCAAGGUGGAUAUUCAGGUGGAUCGUCUGGAGGUCAAGGGGGUUAUUCAGGAGGAGGUCAAGGGGGUUAUUCAGGAGGAUCCUCAGGAGGAGGUCAAGGGGGUUAUUCAGGUGGAUCGUCAGGAGGUCAAGGGGGAUAUUCAGGAGGAUCCUCGGGUGGUCAAGGAGGAUAUUCAGGAGGGUCGUCGGGAGGUCAAGGGGGAUAUUCAGGAGGGUCGUCGGGAGGUCAAGGGGGAUAUUCAGGAGGGUCAUCAGGUGGUGGCCAAGGGGGGUACUCAGGGGGAUCUAGUAGCCAAGGGGGUUAUGGUCGUUAAUUUAGACAGUUAUAACUUAAUAUCUUAAAAUGCCAGAAUGCAUAUUUUUGCAAAACUAUAUUUUUUGAAUAAGUGAUUGUUGUUGUUGAUAAUGUGUUGUAAAUUGUAUGAAAGUGUACCCAAAGAUAAAUAAAUACGUGUGUAUGGAUGGGUGCCUGUUUUUACAGAAA